AUGGCUGUGAAGGUUUCUCAUUGGCGCAGCUAUCUGCGAGUGAUACUGUCCUGUGAAGGUCAGAGGAUGGAGCAUUUCCAGAGGGCAGAGAACAUCCUGCUGACUGUGCUAGAGAAAGUCACUGCCAUGGACCCCAGAUUUAUAGCUGAUUAUUCAAGAAACCUGGAAGCUUUUAAAUUUGCCCUCUGCACCUCAGAGGAUGCAGUAACUGUGGGGGUUCCCCUGUAGAUUGUGGCUGAUGCCCUCCUGCUGCAGACAAUGCCUUCUGGGUACUCCACCAAUCGCCCUGUCAUGAAACUGCUCCAUAUUGUGGGCACGCUGAAGGGCCACCAUUUGGACAGCCUUCACCUACUGGACCAAGUCAACAGUGAGGACUGGAAAGAAGAGGGCAGGAAAGGAGGGCUCACAUUUAAUCACUUGAAGAUGGUGCUGCUGUGGGCCACUGAGCUGUUCCCUUCCCCUGAGGACUGGGAGGACCUGGAAGGGUCAGUCUAUCAGCUCCUGGUGAUCCUGCUUUGUUGCUUAGCAACCAAAAAUCUCCCCCACUUCCUGUAUCCAGAAGAAAAUCUUUUCCAAAGAGAGGAUCUAGACCCGAGUGCUUUGUACCACAGAGUAGAGGGGUUUGCUAGCUCACCAGAGCAUUUCCUCAAGUGCCAUUUCACCCAAGGGGCAGAACAUCACCAGUGGCUAGACAAUGGCAUCAAGACCUGGCUGCAGCUCCCAGUUCAGGCUGGAGCCUACUGGGACACAGCCUACUUUGAUGUGCUGCUUAGUAAGUUCUAGGCCUACCGCAUCCAGGACAAACAGCGGAUCUCUGCUCUGUCGGACAUCUUGUCAAAGGCCAAGAAGGUAGUUAAUGACCAGAGCUGA
This is a messenger RNA of Terrapene triunguis (Three-toed box turtle), 870 nucleotides long. RefSeq names its product mab-21 like 4 (gene MAB21L4). NCBI's taxonomy places the organism in Eukaryota, Metazoa, Chordata, Testudines, Emydidae. The record is from RefSeq and is a predicted model, not a curated record.